Messenger RNA from Rotaria sp. Silwood2, 609 nucleotides. NCBI's taxonomy places the organism in Eukaryota, Metazoa, Rotifera, Eurotatoria, Philodinida, Philodinidae. The record is from the annotation of a GenBank genome assembly.
AUGAAAGAAUAUCUUAAUAUUUUUAUGUUACCUUUUCCCUGGAAUCCUUAUAACAAAGGAAACAAUCCAGAAUUCGUAUUUGUUGAUAAAAACGAUAAUAUAUUUGUUUGUGAAGCACAUCUUCCACGUCGUUUACUAAAAUUAUCCCAGAAUGGCACAGAAACAACACUGAUUGAAUCAAAAGAUGGCAUUCUUCAGUCAUGUUCAGAAAUAUGCGUUGACAAAAAUGAAAAUAUAUGUGUUUCAGACGGGGACCAACUUGCUGUGUGGAAAUUCGAUAAAAAUGGUAAGAUUGUGGCUGGUGGUAAUGAUUACGGCCAAGCACCAAAUCAAUUAUUUCAUCCAAUAGGAGUUACUGUUUGCGAUGGAAAUGGUAAGGGUGAUGGUUUAAAUCAAUUAAAUCAUCCGUGCUCAGUUGUUAUUGAUAGUAAUGAGAAACAAAUUUAUGUGGAUGAUGGUUUCAAUGGUCGUGUUGUUCGUUCGUCAACAGGUGCAAAAAAAGGUGAAAUUAUUGUGAAUGAUGAUAAAAAUAGUAAUAAACCAAAUGAACGGUCUCGUGCUGAUGGAAUCACAUUCGAUGCAGAUGGAAAUUUAUGUUACAGACCUUAA